Molecule: messenger RNA, 939 nt
Organism: Cyprinodon variegatus (sheepshead minnow)
Lineage: Eukaryota; Metazoa; Chordata; Actinopteri; Cyprinodontiformes; Cyprinodontidae
Gene: mtfr1l
Product: mitochondrial fission regulator 1-like
Exons: 3
Coding region: 1-768 (255 amino acids)
Biological process (GO): mitochondrial fission; aerobic respiration
Cellular component (GO): mitochondrion
Source: RefSeq, a predicted model, not a curated record
AUGUUUUUUUUUUGGAUUGACACUCAUCAGUGUUUUCUUUGCAGAAGUGACACGCGCCCUCUGAAACACGAAUGGCGGCCCACACCCCUCCUAGUUCUCCACAGGAACUCAUCUGUGCCCAAUUUCCGUCGGGAAGGCAAAAGGAUGGAGGGCCUGAGGAAGCCUGGGGUGACGGCGCUGAACCGAACCACCGCCCUGCAGGAAGAGCUCAGCAGACUGAGGGCUCAGAUCGCAAAGAUUGUUGCAAGUGAUUCAGACUCUAACCCCCUCACCCCCGAGCUGCUCUCCCCUGAUGACACCAGCAUGGGGUUUUCCAUGGCCCCAUUCGAGACCGCGUCCCUCCAGCCGGCGACCGUAGCCCCCGCUUCCUUCGUCAUCAGCGACGUCACUGAGGAGGAAGAGGAGGAGGCAGAAGACGAAGAACUGGUGGAGGAAGAUGAGAAAGACGUAGUCUCCAUCGUCUCUGAGCUCCUUCCCGAUCCUCUGCCUCCCGUUUCCAUGACGGCGUCGGCCACCUUCGAUCUGGACAGGCCCAGCAUGGAUUUCCGGGAGGCGGAGGAAGACACGGUGUCUCUGUCCAAGUCCACCAGCUUCGCCGACGUCAUGGACAUCCUGAAGGACAUGAACAAAAUGAAGAUGAGUAAAGACAGGUACAACAGAGGCUGCACCUCCCUCAGAGAGGAGGACUCGGCCACGCUGAUAUCAGAAGCUCUGAGGAAAAAGUUCGUCCUGAAAGAAGAAGAUUCUGCUGCUGUGAAAAGGAAGUAGUCAAUUUAGCCAAAUCCUGCUGCUCCAUGUAAGUCAGGAUAAAGCUGACAGGAUGAGUGUUUUAUAUAUUUUUCGAACAUUUUUUUUUUCGUUAGCUUUAUAAAUUUUCAGUUUUAGGCGUUUGCCGGUACAGUUUAUGCCCACGGAUUGAAAUCCCGCCCCUUUCCCAGU